Molecule: messenger RNA, 300 nt
Organism: Morchella sextelata
Lineage: Eukaryota; Fungi; Ascomycota; Pezizomycetes; Pezizales; Morchellaceae
Exons: 1
Coding region: 1-300 (99 amino acids)
Source: RefSeq, a predicted model, not a curated record
AUGGACACUGAUCCCCCGUCACCACCGCCGCCAACGACGUCCCUUUUCUCGCCGGCAGCCACAACCCCCCCCGCAUCCCACCUCCCACUAUCGCAGACCACCCCCCCGGACAACGCCGUCCUUUUUCCGGUAAAAGACCCAUAUCUUCGGCCCGCGCACCACGCCCGCGAUACUGGUCGCCUCGGCCGCGUCCUACACCGGAAGAAUGAUGGGCUUCCAUGUCCCGUCGGACUCGCUAUACUGUCCCUCGCAGAUGUCGCUGCGGUACGGAGCCCCGCAGCACACGCUCGGACCAGCUGA